AUGACAACCGUUUGUUUCACUCUAUCCUCCCAGCAAGCAACUCCAGCUGUGGCCGACCAAGCCACCACGCUUAUGCUGCGACCAGGCUUCCUCGGUCCUCCCUCAAACCGAACUUAUAUUUUUGACUUUUGUUUCACUCUAUCCUCCCAACCAGCAACUCCAGCUGUGGCCGACCAAGCCACCACGCUUAUGCUGCGACCAGGCUUCCUCGGUCCUCCCUCAAACCGAACUUAA
Molecule: messenger RNA, 234 nt
Organism: Opisthorchis viverrini
Lineage: Eukaryota; Metazoa; Platyhelminthes; Trematoda; Opisthorchiida; Opisthorchiidae
Exons: 1
Coding region: 1-234 (77 amino acids)
Source: RefSeq, a predicted model, not a curated record